This is a messenger RNA of Saccharomyces eubayanus, 828 nucleotides long. It is a transcript of the gene UBS1, whose product is annotated as Ubs1p. Lineage: Eukaryota; Fungi; Ascomycota; Saccharomycetes; Saccharomycetales; Saccharomycetaceae. Bases 1 to 828 code for a protein of 275 amino acids. The transcript has a single exon. The record is from RefSeq and is a predicted model, not a curated record.
AUGGCUUACUCAUUAACCAGAAAAUUGCUUAAGGAUUGGAAAUAUUUGAUGCGCCAUCCUGAAAAGACUCUGGGCCUAUUUCAUGUAAGACCACAUGAUUCGGACUUACACCUUUGGCAUGUGUUAUUUUGUGAGCCCAGGACUAGUUUGGAGAUGUACCUGUUGCUUUAUAUUGCUGGUGAUGACCAGGAUCCGUAUAUAAUCAUGAAAUGUUUGUCUCCAAAUUCUCGUUUCCCCAUUAACAGGACCGUUUCGAUGACACAUUUGAAUUAUCUGUUGUUAAGAGAGUUGGGGUUUCAAGAUUUACUUUCCCAUAUAUGGCAACCCUUUUUUCACAUUCAACCAAUAGACGAUUUUCAAUUCUCCCCCUCAAUGGUAAAAUUCAACAAGGCAUGGAAUAGAAUUAUAUAUAAAGACUUCAAGUCUUAUUUCCCAGAGCUAAUAGGCACCUUACAACCAGGUGACUAUGCUAUAGUUAAGAGCUACACUAAAAAUCAUAAUAUCAGUAAUUGCAAUAGUAACACUGUUAAUGAGUUCAUAUCAUUUUAUAACGCUCAAAAUCACAAUUCCCACUGUCAGGACAAGAAAAGCUUUAGCAGUAACAGCAUAAAUAGUAGCGGCAUAUCAUCUACUUUCAACAACAAUAGCAAUAACAAGAAAACACAUACCUACAAAGCGAUCGAUUUCAUGGGCAGGAAUCUACUUGCAUGUGAUGACGACAGUAUACACGCAGUAAUAAGUCCCAAAAGAUCAAGAUCGUCGUUAUCCUCGGAUGGAAUGAGUGAUAAUAGUAACAAUGGGCAUUGCACGAAGAGGAAAAGAGUCUAA